GAACCGGAAUGGCAUCUUUGAGAGAGAAUGACGAAUAUACCCCUGGAAGGAGGGUUCUUCGAAAUGACAUAGCCUGCAAAUCCGCAUCAGCGUGUAACCACUCUUUUCAUUAUUAUCUGUAACUUAGUUGGCGUCCAUGGCCGCUCCUUCUCCGAAGUCCCCAUUGACCUUCUUCUUCUUCUUCUUUACUCUUCAGUCUUCCCCCCCUAUAUAUCAUCCCCCUCCCCACUCCCCCUUCUUCAGCUCAAACUCAAGCCCUAAUUCCUAAUCCCUAAUUCCCAAUCCCUAAUUCCCAAUCCCUAAUUCUAUCUCGCUUUCUUACUCCGAUGGCGUUUGUCGCAGACCAAUCCGGAUUCGAGGACUGGCUACCGAAGAUGGCGGAGAGGCUGGGCGGCGAGGGGCUGAUCGGGGAGCUUUGCAAUGGAUUCAAUCUUCUGAAGGACAGAGAGAAGGGGGUGAUUGAUUUCGAGAGUCUGAAGAGAAACGCGGCGGCGCUAGGGCUGGCGGAUCUGAGCGAUGAGGAUCUGAGAGAAAUGUUGAGGGAGGGGGAUUUCGACGGUGAUGGCGCUCUCAAUCAGAUGGAGUUUUGUGUUCUUAUGUUCAGAUUGAGCCCUGAAUUGAUGGACGAGUCCUGGUUCUUGCUCGAGGAUGCUCUAAACCAAGAGUUUAAGGGCUUCUGUUGAUUUUUCUUUUUAUUUUGUAAUUAUUAAUUACUGAUUUAUUUACUUCACUUAUUGAAUAUACAGGAAAACAAAAAGCCAUUAAGCCAUUAA
Messenger RNA from Cucurbita moschata (crookneck pumpkin), 773 nucleotides. RefSeq names its product calcium-binding protein PBP1-like. Gene Ontology annotation, molecular function: calcium ion binding. NCBI's taxonomy places the organism in Eukaryota, Viridiplantae, Streptophyta, Magnoliopsida, Cucurbitales, Cucurbitaceae. Bases 327 to 683 code for a protein of 118 amino acids. The record is from RefSeq and is a predicted model, not a curated record. The transcript has a single exon.